Stereum hirsutum FP-91666 SS1 is the source of this 643-nucleotide messenger RNA. RefSeq lists its product as uncharacterized. NCBI's taxonomy places the organism in Eukaryota, Fungi, Basidiomycota, Agaricomycetes, Russulales, Stereaceae. The coding region runs from base 77 to 430 and encodes 117 amino acids. The transcript is spliced from 3 exons. The record is from RefSeq and is a predicted model, not a curated record.
AUUCUUACGUCCGACAGUGUCCACUCGAAGUCCUUCUUGCUUUUCUUGCCACUAUCGUACUGCCUGCAUCGAUUUCAUGGGUUCCUUGUGUUCGAAGUCUUCGACACAUUCGGGCGGACACACCGUACUUGACUCGAGCGCACCCUCAUAUAACCGCCGUCAACCGGCUGCCAAACCUGUGGCUCCUCCUCCAAAUAAUCGACGAGGGCAGAAGAGGGGCCAGCCACUGGACUCAUCUGGGGCUGCUCCAGCAAAGGAUCCUCGAGCCGCUGCUGCAGAAGCAGCAGAGCAAAGACUCAAAGCCGCACAAUCGCGAGGUACGAACGCUUCGAAUCCGAAUCGCGGACGAUUGGCUGCCCAAGUCGAAGCGAACAAUAAGGCAGGUAAACUCCCAGAGCCGCAACAGGAGGAAAGGCUCGUGUGGGAUUGAAUUCAGACUUCUUGCGGGUUUGGUCGAUCGGUGUGCUCGGACUUACCGUUUUGUAUGGUUGCCGUCAGGGUGUUCCUGCUGUGUGUCGAGAGUGUGCUAUAAACAUGAUGCAUCUCGUUCACGGUAUACCUGUGCGCGUGGGGGUGUGUGUUGACUGCGUUGUGAUUCGAAGACUGGAAGAGGAGGUCGCCGCUGCUGGGUUAUCGAGCGGAA